Messenger RNA from Racocetra persica, 1686 nucleotides. The record is from the annotation of a GenBank genome assembly. NCBI's taxonomy places the organism in Eukaryota, Fungi, Glomeromycota, Glomeromycetes, Diversisporales, Gigasporaceae.
AUGGGCGGAAGCAGUCGUCACGAAAAGGACCGCGACUAUUCAGAGGGUGGUUCUUCUCGAAGAUCCCGCCAAGACGAAACUGGCAAUGUAUCAAGUAGUGCAUCCAAUGAGGUGGGAAGAGAGUUUGCAAAUCGUUACGGGGGGUUAUUUUCAGAAAAAGACUGGAAGUGUCCAAUUUGUUCCAAUAUAAAUUGGGCUAGAAGAGCAGAAUGUAAUCAAUGCAAGACACCCAAACCAGGUUUAGAAACCACUAUGGGAUCAAGGGAAGGCCGUGGAGGAGGAUUUAUGGAGCGCGAUGAAGUAAUAGAAUAUAGAAGAUCGAGAGAUGCAGAAAAAGACGAAGAAUGGGACGAAUUUGGGAGAAAGAGGAAAAAGAAUAAAGAUUGCGGAGUUGGUAAUAAUGGGAGCGGCAGGAAACGAGAUUUGAGCCAAGAUGGAGAGAACAGCAUAAAUAAACAAGAAACAAAUGGAAAAAAAGACAAUCAAAAUAAGUCAAAUGAUGAUAGAGAACAGUCUAAAAAGCCAAGAUUAAAUGAACAGUAUCGUCGACGUUCUUCGCGGUCACGAUCACCAUACCAUCGCGAUCGUUCGCUGUCGCGGUAUAAGCGAUCACGUCGAAGUAGCAGAUCUAUUUCUCGCGAUCGCAUGAGAAGUCGGUCCAAAUCAAGAGAUCGAAAGAAAUCAGAAAUUGAUAGUCGCUAUUAUAGGUUAAGGUCUAGAUCACGAGAGCGAGAUUUGGAUAAGGAAAGGAACAGAAGAAAAUCACAUCGACUACGCCAAAGUCCGGUGAUUUUUGACCAAUCAGAUGCUCAACACACUAAAUUCGGAAAUUCUUCAUUGUCUAAACAAAUUUGUUGCACUACCCAAAAGUCCGAAAAGACCUAUUAUUUCGAUCUUCUUCCGUUUCCAACAAUGAGUCAGAAUCCUGAAAAUACUUCAGAUUGUAAUCCUAAUCAAGUUCCUGAAGAUGUUAAACCUUACAGAGACUACCAAUCUAGUCUUCCUCACACUGACUCUCAAAUAUCCCAAGCAUCGACAAUUACUGAGGACGAUAGCAGGAAAAGACGCGAUGAAGAAGAGGAGGAUAGCGACGAAAAUAAUAGAAAGUAUACUAAAAGAGAGAGUAACAACAAUCUUAGAGGAUAUCAUAACGAUGAAAAUCAUUAUGAUAAUAAUCUCGAAAAUCAGAGGUUAUUAUUAAAUGGAGAAAAACAAAUGUUUGAUUAUAAUAAUAAUGGAAUGUUUAAUCACGAUAACCAUGAAUCUGUGGAGGAUGUUGAAAUGAUAAAUAAUGGGUCAUUGCGAUAUGAAUCAGAUAGUGAAAGUGGUCGAAUUAAAAGGAAAAAACUAGAUGAAAUCUUAGGGCGUGAAGACGGUGAGACCUACAUGGACGAUGAAACAAUGACUGAUAAUGAUCAAGAACUAGAACAAGAGAAUGCUUUCGCUCCGAUACCGGAGGGUCUAUGUGUUGAGUGUCGAGAUCAGGAUGCUUCAUUUUUUUGUGAGCAAUGUAGUGAAGAUUUUUGUGAAGUAUGUUUUGCUAUGAUUCAUCGCACAGGAAAUCGGCAGAAGCAUACAAAAAAAAAUUUAAAAAAUGAACAAAGCAGUAACGAUGCACUAGAAAAUGGCACCCAGAGUGUUGAAUCGGUUUCGCAGAAAACUUCAAACGGUUAUACGAGCCAUGAA